AUGUAUCAAAGGCAUUGUAUUUUAUCAAAUUAUAUGAUGGCAAAAACAAAUCAUUCUGAUAUUAUAUUAUUUUUAGAUGCUGACAUGGCAAUUAUUAAUCCAAAUCAAUUAAUUGAAGAUUAUAUGCAAAAAGAUAAUGAAGAAAUAAUAUUUUAUGAAAGAAUGUAUAAUCAUGAAAUUAUGGCAGGAAGUUAUUUUAUAAGAAAUAAUUAUUAUGGACAUAAAUUUUUAAAAAAUUGGGCUAAUUAUGAUUUUUUAAAACCAAAAAGUUUUGAUGGUAGUGAUAAUGUUGGUCUUCAUAAUGUUUUAAUUGAUAUGUUUAUAACAAAAGAUGUCAAAAAAGACUAUAAUAAUUGUAAAAAAUUAUGGAAACUAAGUAGAAAUUAUAAUGAUAUACGUAUAUAUAUUGCUUGUUUAAGAGUAAUAUUAAAUAAUAAUAAUGAAAAAAUUGUUGAUAGUAAAAAUUUAAAUAGUUAUGAAAGUGAAUAUUAUUCAUAUGACAAAGGUAGAAUAAGUAUUGUUAAAAAAUUAAGUAAAAAAAAAUGGGCAAGAGAUAUAUGGUUAGAAAAUUCAAAAUGGUCUACACAAGAUUUUAUUUUACAUGAUGUAAAAUUAAAAAAUUUAAAUAGUAAUACAUUUAGAAUGUGGAUUUCACCUUGGAAAAUUUUAAAUUUUAAUGUUUAUAAAUGUAAUGAUGACAAAUACUAUGAAAAUUGGACAUAUAAUAUUGAAUUAAUUAAAAAAAAAAAAUACAUGAAAUUACAAUUAAGAGAAUAUUUUUUUAGUGUUGAUAAUAAAUUUAGAAAUGAUGUAAAACAUGGAAAAAAAUUAAUAUCAUUAUAUAAAUUUAUUAAAAAUAAUUAA
This is a messenger RNA of Strongyloides ratti, 864 nucleotides long. Its product is annotated as Protein of unknown function DUF273 family-containing protein. The coding region runs from base 1 to 864 and encodes 287 amino acids. The record is from RefSeq and is a predicted model, not a curated record. Lineage: Eukaryota; Metazoa; Nematoda; Chromadorea; Rhabditida; Strongyloididae. The transcript has a single exon.